CGGGGCUCUACCAGCUGGCCAUAUUGUACAGCAGCGUCUCCCAAAUCGUCUGCGUCACAUCUUAAACUCACACAGCAAAGCUGGGAGGAUAAAGAGGGAAAGACUCCGCUUCACAACGCGUCUCGGCCGAGCUGGGAAAAUGGUUAAACUGGGGAAUAAUUUCACGGAGAAACCCGCCGGGAAGGUGGUUUCUGAGGACGGGUUUGACACCAUCCCUCUCAUAACUCCUCUAGAUGCCAGCCAGCUGCAGUUCCCCCCACCUGACAAGGUCGUGGUGAAGACCAAGGCAGAUUAUGAUGGCGAGAACAAGAAGGGGAAGCUACGAUCCCCCAAAAUUGCUGAGUUCUCCAUCAGCAUCAUUGAAGGUGUAUCUGAGAGACUCAAGGUGACCUUGCUGGUGAUCUGUGCCCUGGCUUUCCUGGUCUGUGUGGUGUUUCUGGUGGUCUACAAGAUCUACCAGUAUGAGCAGCCAUGUCCUGACAGCUUUGUUUACAUGCAGGGACGCUGCAUGCCUGCUGGGUUGUAUGGAAACUACCCCCCUCAGGGCCCCGGGGGCCGUGGGCGUCUCUUUACUUUCAUCAACCACUACAACAUCGCCAAGCAGACAAUCACUCGGUCGGUAUCGCCAUGGGUGACCAUCAUGUCUGAGGAGAAGGUAACCCAGCAAGAGACGGAGACGGCCCAGAAACUGGCCUAACCUACCUGGGAUCAGGAAAUGGCCUCCAAAGCUGUGGAAGAAUAAUUAAUAAUAUGGUUGUGCCAUUCAGGCAAACGUCGAGUCCCGUCGCUUUUUUGUGGGUGAGAAAAAACAAAAGCAAACAAAAAAACCCGUAACAAAAGUCAACUUCUCUUGCCUGAGGUGCUAUGCUGCCCUGUUGAUGUAGUUUGGUCAGCUGAUGUGUACAGUAGCUGGAAAUCUGUGAAUACUUUGAACGUGUUCUCAGCGAGGCUCAGUUUGGUGGAAUCACGAGUUGUUCGAACCUAUUUAUUUACGCGACAAAAUCAAGUGGCAAAUGUGUAGAAAAAGCCACAGAAUCACAGUCUUUGUACAUACACACACAUGAACAAGCUCACUUUAGUGAAACGACUCACCGCGUCUGCGUUGCUUGUUUUACCACACAUGCACGCGUGACGCUGAUAGGGGGUUUGCUCCGAUUUUAGAUUUCAUGAGGUCUGAUUAAAGCAUGUCAAGACCUUUUUUUUGAUUAGUAAAUUUUCACUUGGAGCAACAAAAUUAGUAUUUGCCUCCCUAGUUCAUGUAAGACAUUCUAAUGUUGACAUUGAGACUUGACCUGGAGGAAUUGUACCAGCGUGUAAAAAUAUUUUUGAACUGUGUAAAGUCAGCUCAUAUGCACUUAUUGAUUGUUUCCAUUAAUUAUGGACAAAUGCUUAUUUUUCAUGGUAUAACUUAAUGCUGCUGUAAUGAAUGUUUUGGCUAGUGAAUACACUGUAGUGCACUGAUUUGUCACCACAGAUGGCUGGUAGCAGUCGUUGCUUAUUUUAGUCCGUAGUGCAACAAUCGACUAGUUGCUUGCCCUGUUUUAUUUCCCUCCAUGUAUUUGUCACUUAACCUAAACUGGUCCAGUGUAUGUUCAUUUUUCAAUGUAAUGAUUACCAUUAAAGUGCGUUUGCUAAAUAAAAUGUCAAACUGAAAUAAAGAGCUCACAUUCCAAA
Messenger RNA from Nematolebias whitei (Rio pearlfish), 1674 nucleotides. RefSeq names its product neuronal vesicle trafficking-associated protein 1. Lineage: Eukaryota; Metazoa; Chordata; Actinopteri; Cyprinodontiformes; Rivulidae. The transcript is spliced from 5 exons. Gene Ontology annotation, cellular component: membrane; endosome. Gene Ontology annotation, molecular function: clathrin light chain binding. The record is from RefSeq and is a predicted model, not a curated record. The coding region runs from base 140 to 697 and encodes 185 amino acids. Gene Ontology annotation, biological process: endosomal transport; G protein-coupled dopamine receptor signaling pathway; clathrin coat assembly.